UUUGUCGUCGCGCACUGUCUGUCACCACAUCGCGAACCAGCAGCAGCGCAAGCAGCAGACGACCAGAAAUUUUCUUCUAAAUCGUGAAAAAGUAUUGCUAAAAACGCAAACUUCCGUCACCUGAGUGUAGUCGCGGGACGGCCACAAUGGCUUCGCUAAUUCUGGUAAACGGUGCCCAGCUGGCCAAGCAGCAAACCGGGGCCCUGGGGAUCAUCUGCCUGAAGGCUAACUACAGCUCGGAUGCCCCCCGUAAGCUCCGGACUACGAAUCCUGCCGAGAUGAAGCGCGGCACCGGUGGUCGGUCGAGUUUCAACGGUGUUGUGGCUACUGUUUUCGGAGCCACCGGAUUCUUGGGUCGCUACGUGUGCAACAAGCUGGGAAAGACGGGCUCUCAGCUGAUUAUUCCCUAUCGGGCUGAUCACUACGAGGCCUUGCGGCUGAAACUGGUCGGGGAUCUGGGCCAGGUCCUGUUUACUCCUUAUCAUCUGUGCGACGAGGAGUCCAUCUACAAGGCUGUGAAGCAUUCGAACGUCGUUAUCAAUAUGGUUGGUCGCGACUGGGAAACGAAGAACUUCACUUUCGAUGAUGUUCACGUCCAGGGUGCGAGGAGAUUGGCCCGUAUCUCCAAGCAGGCUGGAGUAGAGAAGUUCAUCCAUCUGUCGAGCUUGAACUGUACUCCGAACCCGACGCCGAUCCUGACCAAGGAGGGCAGCAAGUUCCUCAAGAGCAAGUACUACGGCGAGUUGGCGGUCCGCGAGGAAUUCCCCGAGGCCGUCAUCUUCCGUCCGGCGGACGUCUACGGACAAGAAGAUCGCUUCCUGCGCUACUACGCCCAUCUGUGGCGCCGUCAGUUCCGUGGAAUGCCACUGUGGUACAAGGGCGAGAGGACCGUCAAGCAGCCGGUUCACUGUUCGGACGUAGCUCAGGGUAUCGUCAACGCCAUCAAGGAUUCCGACAGCCAGGGUCAAGUGUACCAGGCAGUGGGCCCACGUCGCUACAAGUUGUCUGAGUUGGUCGACUGGUUCCACAGGGAGAUGCGCAAGGAUGCCGACUGGUGGGGCUACUGGCGCUACGAUCUGCGCUUCGAUCCGACGUUCAUGAUUAAGGUGAAGCUGACCGAGUUCGUCAGUCCGUCGUUCCCGGUGGGGGAUUUGCACACGGAGCGCGUCGAGCGGGAGUACGUGACCGACGAUGUGAAGAAGGGUGUUCCCACGCUGGAGGAUUUGGGUGUCAACCUGACGCUGAUGGAGGAUCAGGUCCCAUGGGAACUGAGACCGUUCCGCGCCGCCCUGUAUUACGACGCCGAGUUGGGCGAAUUCGAAAAACCAACUCCGCCACAGUUCAUCCAAUAGAUCGCGUAGUGAAGAAUGCACCAAUGGCAACCAACAACCAGCCAGCAAUGGUGCUAGUGGUUGCAAUUUACAGUUUUUCUGAUUCGGUUAAGAAAUUAUGUAAACUUUCGAAAUCAUGUUAAUGUAAUAAAAAAAAGCUCCUUAACUAAUAC
This is a messenger RNA of Aedes albopictus (Asian tiger mosquito), 1504 nucleotides long. RefSeq names its product NADH dehydrogenase [ubiquinone] 1 alpha subcomplex subunit 9, mitochondrial. The record is from RefSeq and is a predicted model, not a curated record. Gene Ontology annotation, cellular component: mitochondrion. The transcript is spliced from 3 exons. The coding region runs from base 147 to 1352 and encodes 401 amino acids. Lineage: Eukaryota; Metazoa; Arthropoda; Insecta; Diptera; Culicidae. Gene Ontology annotation, molecular function: protein-containing complex binding.